Molecule: messenger RNA, 5272 nt
Organism: Toxoplasma gondii ME49
Lineage: Eukaryota; Apicomplexa; Conoidasida; Eucoccidiorida; Sarcocystidae
Exons: 12
Coding region: 1109-4003 (964 amino acids)
Source: RefSeq, a predicted model, not a curated record
GUUUUUUACUCGCAGCUUUUGCUUGCCGUCGUCUGUCUGCUGAGUAGGCAGUCGUCCGUGUCGCUCACAUUCCUGGUCUUCGUUCCCGGAGGUGCAGAGCGCCUCACGCAGAGACUCCCAAGGCGCUAUCGGAGAGGUUCUCUGUAAGAAGGUUGUCGCGAGGGAUUCCAGGAAACAGAAAAGACAAUAGCGGCAGGGGAGAUUCCGGGCAGCUUCGCUCGAAGAGAAGUCGCCGGUGUCGUGUCUCCUUCGGCUCUUGCUGGCACUGUCGCGGCGGGUGUGCUCGCGAAGGCGAGGCGAAUCUGACUCUCCAUCCUUCCGCCUUUCCAACGCGUUUUCGUUUUCUCGCUCUUCCAGUCCGGUUUUCUCCGCGAUUUCUGCCUCAGCUCCCCGACUCUCCGCAGACUCUCUGUGUGCCUUUUCUCCCCCCGUCGGCGGCUGCAUGCAGCGGUGAAAACGCGUCCGGGGUGGUGUUCUUCGUGGACAGUCAGUCUUCUUCGCUGGCGACUCGAGGAGCAUCGCGAGAGAAGCUCGGUUAUACAGACAGCCGAGAGUCCAAGCGUCUUCGCGAGGAAACUCGUUCUCUGGCGUGGAGCGUCUUCGUCUCUGUUGCCGACUCUGCCUUUCGCACACAAAAGCCGUGCUUGCCGUCUUUUUCUGGAAAGAAAAAGGGGAGAACGGGUAGACAAGAGGCACUGGGCCAUUCGCUGACGAACGGGGCGACCUGCAGUGUCUGUACAGCCCGCUGAACAGCAAGGGACAGAGAGAGGGCAGAGGAGGGACAACGCUUCGACGUGUGGCUUCUUGUUUCGGGGCAACAACGAGAUCCAAGACCUGCCGAGAGAAGGAGAAAAAAAGACGAAGGCAGAGCACGAGAGCACGAAACUCCAUGGAGCUGCGCAGCCUUCAAAGAGGGAGACGACCGAGGAAGAACAAGAACCUGAGAGUUUAAGAAGCGAAACUCGAACCACCAGAUUUCUUCUCUGACAGGCCUCGACACUGUCUCUUCGUCCCUCUCCGAGUAUCGCAGUGUCUUUUUCGCUUCCUCUGUCUCUGCUUUCCUCUUUGACGACGACGCAGUGGACGUCCUCUUCUUUCUUUCUCCACGAUGCGCACUCUCGUGGUUGGAGACGAGAACUUUUCGUUCUCCGUCUGUCUGGCCGGCAGUCCGGCGUUCCCCGCAGACGAGUUAGACGUCGCAUGCGGAAUUCAAGAAGACCAAGUGAAGGAUGAAGCGAAGCCGCGCGUCCAGGAGCUGCGCGACGGAGGCUCGCGAGUGCACUUCGGAGUUAAUCCGGCUCAGCUGCGAAACUCUUUUUCCUCUGGAUGCUUCGAUCGCCUCAUCCUCGUUCUCCCAGGCCUCGCCUACCACGGGUGUCCGCCUCUGGUCGGGUUUGGGAGCGACUUGUUUGUGCUGCGGCUCCACCUCUUCUGCUUCAGUGUGCUGAAGUCCUCGCGGGGCGUCGUGCGGCCAAAUGCGGAGUAUUUGCUCCUGUGGCCCUCGCGCCUGCCGACGGCGUCUCUGAAAGAGUUCCCCGAAGAAUUUCCAGCUGCAGGCGCAGACGCCCCUGACGCGAGCGGCGACGCAGAAGCUGCAGAAGAAGGAAAGAAGGACGCAGAAGAGAAGGCGCGAGAAGAAGAGAAGGGAGACGCGCGAGAAACUCAAGAGGCAGGAGGGGAAGAGACAGCGGCGCGAGAAACGCGUGCAGCCGAAGAAGCGGAGGAGAAAGAAGGCCCUGCGGCGAAAGAGACCCUCGUCGAGGGUGAAGCGGAACCAAAAACAAACGCUCUUGAAGGAUUCCCCAUGAUUGACAUGGACAGACUCGCAAAGUUCUGCUCCUUCCAAAGACCCAGCAACCAGGACUUCCGUCUCUCCCUGAGUCGCUUCGAGGCCUGGAGGCCCGCCGUCCACAGACACGAGUCUCCGGAGAACGGCGCCAGCGCGGCACUCUUCGAAGGCGUCGAAGAGAAAACUGCCGCCUGGCUCGGGUGUCUCGUCUUCCACGCCUUGCGGCUUCAAGAAGAUGGAAAGAAGGCAGGCGGGAACCCCGAAGACUUCAACAUUCUCCGUGUCCCGGCGAGUGUGAUGCAACACUCGCGAGAGGUUCUGCCGCAUGUCAAUGAGCUGUUUCUCUUCAAACUCUUCGGGUCGAAGUCUGCCUCCCUUCUUGUUUCCAAACUGUCGCUGAAAUACGACCCGAGAAUCGCUGGCUGGCGAGGGCAGGGACUGGGGGCGCAGCGCCCCCCUGGGGGCAGCCCUUCUGGGGCUCACCCGGUGCCGGGCCUCUGGCGUCAGGCCACCGCCUUUGCGAGUCGCGGACCCGGGGCGCGAGGCCCCCAGGCCCCUGGGUUUCGGGCCCCAGCGCGCCCCGCGGGGCCCUUCUACGGGGACGUGCGGCCCCUCGGGCCCGGGUUCGGCGGGGCAGGCGACCCCGUGGACGUACGGGCGACGCCAGGGUACUCGAGGCCCGUGGGGGGGGGUCGCCCCUUCCCGGGACGCGGCGCCGACGAAGGAUACGGGCCCCCCUGCGGGUCUGCGCCACGACGCCCCGGGGUCCCGAGCCCGACGUUUCACCCUGGACCUAGGGCCUCGUUCGGUGGCGAGCACCAAGGCUACGGGGGCACCGUGGGUCCGGGGACUGGAGGAGACAGUGCGGGCUUCCCGAAUGCUCAGGGCUAUGGAAACUUCAGUUCCUCUGGAGGCGCGAGGCUAAACGCGGGCCCCGGAGUCAUGGGCCAUGUGGGGCAGCAGCAAAGCACUGUUGGGUACAGCCAAGGAGGAGUGCAAGACCCUCCCUACUCCGGCUAUGGGCCCGGAUCAGAGCCCAGCCAGUCGGUGGCCUACGAGCGAGGGCCUGCACCCCACGCCGGCUAUCAGGUCACGCCUGCGAGCAACCAAGGAGGGAUGGAAGGAGGCUCUUCGGGGUUUUAUCAGACUCCAACAAGCUAUUCGUAUGGCUACGAUGCCAAUGAAGGGGCACCGGCUGAAGAUGCGUCUUAUUCUUCGCAUGCGUUUUCUGGGCCUCCUUCCAAGCGGUGGCGCACGGGCGACCCUGCUGUCUCAUCGCAGCCUGCUGCCUACGGGGGCUACCGUCAGUCUUCGCACCCAAGUGCAGAGACAGAGAAUUCGUAUUCUUACGCGACCCCACACCAGCAGUCGUACGCGGCGAACGGGGCGGGGUCUGCGGUCACGCAAGGGUCUUCGCGAGGCGCGUGGACCGGCGGAAAUGUCUCGUACGGAGCCUCGGCUGCAGGCGUCGAGACUUACUUCGGGGAGCCCAGCCAGACAGGAUCGAAUUACACUGCGCUGAACCAGACUGGAGGGAACGUCGGCGCGGGAGGAAGCCGCAUGCAUGACGCGAGUGGCUACUACGUGCAAGGAGCGGCUGCUACCUCAGGACCCACAUACAGCGUCAACGGGGCAUCUUGCGGGUCGUCUGGCCCCCCCGCCAGCGGCGCCCGGUGGCCCCCCGCGGGCGCGAGCGAUUCGAACCCCGGGGGUUCGGCGCGAGGUUACGACAAAUUUUACCAAGAACAAAGUCAGGCGUUUUCUCCGUCUCCCUCUGCCGGCACCUACGGAAGUUCGGGAGCCUCAACUUCCUAUUAUGGCGCCUCGAACGCGGCAGGGGACGCAGCGAGCAACAUGGGGAGCUACGCCUCGGGGGGGCAAACAGGCCCCGUGAGGCCCUCAGAGGGCGGAUACGGGGGGCCUGCAGGCCCGACAGGCAACGCUGGGUACUCAGGAAGCAACGCAGGGGGACAGACGACCGGCUACUCGAUGGGCUAUGCAGCCUCAAACUUCGGAGGCGGGAACGCUGGCGCGGGGGCUACAAGCAGCGCGAACCCAGUAGGGGCAGGAAGAACUGGCGCCAGUGGAGGCUACGCGAGCUACUGUUCUUCGGCGUACGGCUCUGCGAGCGGCACUGGAGGCGCAGGGCCUUCUUCGGGCGCGCCGGCGUCCGGAAGUGGCGUGAAAGGGCGCUACGCCUACGGGAGAUUUUAGGGGCCUUGUGGGGCAGUGACAGGGCAACCGAGAAGAAGAUAUUGCCUCUCGAGAGGGAGAGAGCGCGGAUGAAAAACGGGUCUCGGCUAGCGAAGAAGAGCAAGGACUCCUGUCCAGUCAAGACACGGCGCGGCAGACGCAGGGCGAGACAGAGAUAGCGGAGAGAAGAUGCAGAUGAGGCGACGGCGGAAGGAAGGGUACUCAGGAUCUACACAGAUCAAAGCCGAGACAAGCGAUUGGGAGCAUAUAAAAUGAGGAUACGAGACGGGAAAGGUGCUCAGGAUCUGCGGAAGGGAGCCUCGGGAGGUUCCGUUUUCUUGAAGCGAAGGCCGUUCAUCGGCAGAACGCGCAUGCGGUUACAGCGGAAAAAGAGAGUUGGGAGCGCGGAGUCGAACAGAGCGCGUUUCGAUCAGGUCAUCCGUACAUUCUUCCAGGGUGCACAGAGCAACCUGUCGAACAACCUUCGGCUCAGAGGGAGGCUUUGUUAGAUGGGGGAGAGCGUUUUUUCUCGAGUUUCCUAAACACCGUCGAUCUGUCCAUUCCGUACAGACGAUCAUCAGGGAGAAGUUUGGGUGGACGAGAGCUGGGUUUCAGGUGUCGUCAUCGAUGGGGGGCGAACUGUUGACACUUGCGCACGUUUUUCGGAAUCCACUGAGAAAUCUGUGUGUGAAUUUUCCUUCUCGUGAGAAAAAAACUCAUGUGUUCUAUCUUUUUCUCCGUAGCCGUGACCCGCCAGUGUCCCCUUCCUGGGGACUGCGUCCCGACGCUCUGGGUUCCUGUCUCUUUGGUUGUCGCUUUCUGUGUCUCUUCCCCUGUUCGUAGAUACACCGUAUGUCGUCUUGCUCGUCUUCCCUAGUUCUUUCUGAGCUGAGCUUUGGCAGCUUUCUCUUUAACUUCCCGUUAUCCUUUGAGGUUUCACAGCCUCCACGUGCAGGCACCGUGCCAGGGGCUUAGUCGUUUCCUCUUUACGCGCAAAAGCCGCUCGCCGCCAUCUCCUUGCUUCAGCUUUCGUCUGUUUGUUCUCGGCGCAAGCUGAAUUUCGAAUUACGGGUCUCCAUACAAAGCCUUGUGCCGUACUUACUACAGGUGCAGCAGAGACUGUCUCUGAACACAUGCUCUGCGAUCCGGAACUGUAUACCUCAAAUCGAAGAGAGACCCUUUCGCGUGACCUGGUGCAAACAGCGCGUUUCUCUGCCAAGGGGCAGCCAGACUGAUUGAAGAGAAUGAACGAAAUUGCCUGUUUUCCUAGAGCGGCUCUGUCUCUUCAAG